GUUAACAUUUAAGCAAAUUGGCUAUACGGUUUGAGCAGCUAAGUGUUAACUGUUUGCUAGCUAGCUAAGAGCUUUUUUUUUUUCUUUUUUCUUUUUUUUUUACUAGUAAUCCAACCUGUUCGAUUACGUGUAGAGUCAAUGAUUUAUGACUGAAUAUAUCGUGCCGACUAAAUAAAUCUAACUUUCUAACACUGAAACCAGAUAACUGGCUCACCAGUGGUCUAGCCACUGUUUUGAAGCUUAUAUUUUGCAGGUAACGUUGCCACUCUUUUCACGGAAAAGUAAAUAAAGCACGUUUGACGUCGUUAGAUGACGCAACAGACUAUUGGCAUAUUGAUUUUAUUACCUUGACCAUUGGCAAAUUAUGUAACAUACUAAUGAACAUAUGGAUGAUUAAUAGAUGAUGAGGUGUUUCUUAAAUAUUUCGAAUAUCACGAAGAAGGCAUCUUUAGUCUUGGUGCUUACAAGUUAACCUUUUUAUUAGUUUACAUUUACAAAUUAAUGGACUUUCUAUCAAGAAAUAUGAUUAAAAUAAGCAGUGAUACGGCUAAGAAGAGAGAUAGUAACAUUUCCAGCAUUUAGCAGACACCAUUAUCCAGAGCGACUUACAUUUUAUUUCAUUUUUAUACAAUUGAGGGUUAAGGACCUCACUCAGGGGCCCAACUGUCGCUUGGUGGAUGUGGGAUUCAAACUCACAACCUUCUGAUUGGUAGCCUGACACCCUAACCACUAGGUUAACCCGUUUAAUUAAUUGUAUUGAAAUUGACUAAACUGGGAUUAUACACUCAUUUUCCAGUUUAUUAGAAGCAGAAGCACAUUGCAGAAGAAAAUAAAAUUUUGAGCCUGAUGUGAUCUGCUGUUGGUGCCUAUCUACACUGAUGUUUUGUGCAUGCUGAAAUACAUUUCUGUUUACCAGAGUGAUUAUUUGACUUACUGGACUUCCUUCCUGGAACCUUGAACCAUUUUCCUCUGACCUAUAAUGAACCGAAAGAACUGUUGCUUACUUACUAAGUUUUUGUUUUUCAAACCGUCCUUUGUGAACGCUGGAGAUUGCGUGUGUGUGUGAAAUUCCCAGGUCACCAGUUUAUGAAAUACUCAAACCAACCCAUUUGGCACCAAAUUCCAUGAAAAUUUCCUGAUUUCCUGAAAAUUUUUUGAUGUGAACUUUAAAUGAAGCUCUAGUUUGUAUCUCCGUGAUUUUUUUAAUGUUUUGUUGCUGCCACGUGAUCGUCUGACUUGAUAGCUGCAUGGAUGCAUAGGUGUUCCUAAUAAAAUAGACUAUACGGUAAGUGACCUAUGAAACGUCCUCUAGAGAAUGGCUACAGCUGGUCCAGUCCCUACCGAGGGAGCUUUCUCCAAUAGACCUGCUGGAACUCUAAGGAUGGCAUCUGUUGAAGGCCAGACCUCUUUGAGUUCAUCACAGACCAAUAAGAGAACCAUCGGUCAUCGUGGGAUUGACCCUACAGGAGAGACGACAUACAAAAAGACAACUUCAUCUGCCCUGAAAGGUGCGAUCCAACUGGGCAUUGCACACACUGUGGGCAGUUUGAGCCAGAAGCCAGAGAGAGAUGUUCUCAUGCAGGACUUCGAAGUAGUGGAGAGUAUUUUCUUUCCCAGCGAGGGCAGUAAUUUAACUCCUGGACACCACCAUGGCGACUUCAGGUUUAAAACCUAUGCCCCAAUUGCCUUCCGCUACUUCAGAGAGAUGUUUGGAAUACGGUCUGAUGACUACCUUUAUUCGCUGUGUAACGAUCCCCUGAUAGAGCUGUCAAACCCUGGAGCCAGCGGGUCUGUCUUUUAUGUCUCCAGUGAUGAUGAGUUCAUCAUUAAAACUGUCCAGCACAAGGAGGCAGAGUUCCUGCAAAAAUUACUGCCUGGGUAUUUCAUGAACCUGAACCAAAACAAGCGUACACUUCUGCCAAAGUUCUAUGGCCUCUACUGCAUACAGGCUGCAGGGAAGAACAUCCGCAUUGUGGUAAUGAACAACUUGCUGCCACGCGCUGUGCCCAUGCACCUUAAAUAUGACCUGAAGGGAUCCACAUACAAGCGUCGUGCCUCACCUAAAGAGAGAAUAAAGAGCGUCCCCACCUAUAAAGACUUGGACUUCAUCCAGGACCUGCCCGAGGGCCUAGCACUGGAGACAGAUCAUUAUAAUGCACUAUGCAAGACCAUCCAACGAGACUGCCUGUUGCUGCAGAGCUUUAAGAUCAUGGACUACAGUCUGCUUGUGGGGAUUCACAAUGUGGACCGGGUGUCAGGAGAAGAGGCAUCUGCGCCAGUGCAUGAUCAGAAGAAAAAUCAGGGCCAGAAGCCCCUCUACUGCACAACCAUGGAGGCAAUUCAGGGAGAAGUCAAGGGCAAGAGUGCACCACAGUGCACUGAGAGCACGGGAGGAAUGCCAGCACAUAGCCCAAAGGGGGAGAGGUUGCUGAUCUUUAUUGGUAUCAUCGACAUCCUCCAGUCCUACAGGUUUGUGAAAAAGUUGGAGCACUCGUGGAAAGCCUUGGUUCAUGAUGGGGACACAGUGUCAGUACACAGGCCUGGCUUCUAUGCAGAACGCUUCCAGAAGUUCAUGUGCAGUACCGUUUUCAGGAAAUCUUCAAUUAAAAUGUCCCAUUCUAAGAAGAUGCGUGGAGUCACUGCAGGGCAACGCAAGGGAAACACUGCAGUGGCUGGACAAACCCAGCAGGGUCAGCCGCUGGUUAUGGCAGCACACACAAAUGCAGAACAAACUCAACCAGACGAAGAGCCGACUCCGAUACAUAUUGACAGUGCCGAGUCUCCUACCUCAGAGACACCAGGAAGUGGAGAAAACGACCCUAGCCCUGACCUCAUUACUAGCCCUCUUGCAAGUGUCUUAGCUGAUGCAACACUCUCGAGAGAGGAAUAGCGGAAGCUAAAUUGCGCUAAAAAGGAAAAGUGAUAUACUGCUUUAAAGAAGACAGCCAAAUGUUUUUUUUUUUUGGACUGACAUCAGCAGACAUAACAUGAGGAAAUGGCAGAUACAGAAAGUACUUUACAUUGCAGUGAAGCACACACAAGCUGCACAAAGAUGUUCCAUGGGUGACUUCUGCAUCCACGGUUGCUGCUAAAAGACAUGAAAAGUAAGAUGUGUGUUACGAUUUCCAGACACAUUCAGAACGUACCAAAUAUGAAUCGUUGAAAUCGUUUUAAAAUAAACUUCAAUUUUGUGCCUCUACACUUUAUGCAAAAUUAUACAGGAAGUUUUUAUUUUAUUUUAUUAUUUUUUUAUGAACAUGGUUUAACACUGAGCCUUAAAGGUUCUCUUGCUAGGAAAAAGAGAGGGAAACUAACUGCUGUGAUUUAACAGUUCCACUAGCAGAGGUUUGUUGUUGUUUUUAAGUAUUUAGAAUUAGGUUUUUUUUUUUUUUUUUUUUUCUUCAGACUCUGUAAAUGUAGACUGUGAAAAAGGCAGGGUACAUGUGCCAAUGUAACCAAGACAAAGUCAACUUGCUAAGAAAAUGUUGCAUAGAGGUGCGGGAUUAAGGGAAGGGCACAAUAUGUGAAGAGCAAAACAUAUAUCAUGGUUUCUGACACACACUACGUAUAUUGAUAGUAAAAUUAACUAACAAAAAUCAAACUAUAUAGCAGCUGCAAAGGUGUGGUGAUCUUAAGCCCCAGCAGAUCUUAUUUAAUCCUAACCAGAAGACCCAGAGUUAGUGUUGGAAAGUAAAAGAAAUAGUAUGUGACUUUAACCGAUCAGUAUAUUAUUCCAGUGCUUGCUGGAAAAACCGUGUAUGUUUUCUCAUCUAUUUAAGUUUUUUCUCAUUAAUAUGCCUACUUCAGCUUUUUAGAUAUAAUUGCAUGCAAAUAAUAAAAACAUCUUUCCGACUGUGUUUAUUUGUGAUCAAAAUGGGGUGUGAUUUGGCAUGUGUAUAUGGUACAUGAAUAAUGUUGGCAUCAAGUAUGUUACAUUUACUUUGUAUCAUUUUUUUAAUUGUUUAAUUUUUUAAUUUAGGUUUAAUAGGCAAAUGUAAAUAUUAGGGUUGGUUUAAAAUCUGGUACAAGUGGGCCUCAUUUAUCAAUCUGGAAAUUAACCGAUUUAUUAGUGAACCAUUAGUACAAGCAUUUAAACAAGUCAUUUUUGUAUUUGUGAAAAUCCUGUAAUUUCCAAGAAACGUUUAUAUAAAAUUCAUGCUCCUAAAUGUGUGUGAAUUUACUCAUAAGACCUGAAAACCAUAUAAUUCACAUUGAUUACUGCACUUUUAUAUUAAGAAUAUAUGCUGUUAAGUUGAAAGUGUUCAUUUUUGUUGUGUUUACAGCAUUAAGCUGAUGCAUUUUCCAGAAUGACUUCUAGAAGUGCUUUGGAGUUUUGAUCAGAAACACAUCCUCAUGCUAGUUCAUUAGGUCAGGGACUAAAAAUACAAUCAAGAACAGUUUGUGAAACAAGGUUUUUUUUUAAUUAUACUAUGAACAACUAUGGAUAGAAGUGAGUCAGAAGGACUUCCAGCUCUGUUGUACAGCCGUUACUCUGAUUAUUCAUUUCAUGCUGCCGGCUGUCAGCACACUUGACCUUUUAUGGAAUUUGUGGGCGUCACUAAAUGCAAAUGAGUUGUAUCAGGAAGACACUGCACUUUACAGAUGAAACAUUUGCAGAUCUGUAAGACAGUUCUAGUUCAGUUUGGCUUAUGCAGACAUUUGUUUGCUAAAAGACUGAUAAAUGAGGCCUGGUUUUCUAAUAAAUAUGCAGUUUUGAUUUGAGAGCUUUAUUUUACUGCUGUCUAAUUAAGUCUUGUGAAAUGUUCGUCAAAGCGGUGCGUGCUGAUUUUAGAUGAAUUGUACUUUUUUGUUCAUUUUCUUAAAAUAUAAUGUCAACAUUAUAUAUUGGGAAAUUCAUAUGGAUUAUUUUGUAAAAAUUGUAUUUUUUAGGAUUUUUUUAGCCAUCAUUUGACCAACUGUUUUUGGUUAAAAAGUAUGCACUUGUUUUGAAUAGUUUACAUAUUUUAUACGGUGUGUCUUACAUUUUCAUAUUUGAUUGCUUAUAAAGUUCUCUUAAUUAAUUCUCUGAAUUAAGAUUUAUUAUGAACAUUGAGAAAGGAACCUUAUUUGUGGAAUUGGAAAUCAAUCGUGGGCAUAAGUGAUUUACAGUAAAUAUCAGUAUGGUAACACAAAAUAAGCCACUUUAAGAUGCAAAAUAAACACUAUUUAUAUAUGUAUUUUAUUUCUUCAUAAUUUUGAAACUGUAUAAUACGUACUGCCUUAGGGUUUAUGCAAUACAGUAAAGAAAAUGUUUACAAAAAUGCAAUGUUACAAAUUUUUAGGUUUUAAGGUGAAUUCAUUUAAUACACUCAGCUGUGCUGAAAGUGACAAGUAAAAAAAUAAUG
This is a messenger RNA of Tachysurus fulvidraco (yellow catfish), 5345 nucleotides long. RefSeq names its product phosphatidylinositol-4-phosphate 5-kinase, type I, alpha, a (gene pip5k1aa). The record is from RefSeq and is a predicted model, not a curated record. Gene Ontology annotation, biological process: phosphatidylinositol metabolic process. Lineage: Eukaryota; Metazoa; Chordata; Actinopteri; Siluriformes; Bagridae. Gene Ontology annotation, molecular function: phosphatidylinositol kinase activity. The transcript is spliced from 16 exons. Bases 1316 to 2890 code for a protein of 524 amino acids.